UGAUAAGAACCACGCCACAUAUUUUAAAGUCGUUUUUGAUAUCAGUAUCAGUCAAAGAAAUUUCAGGAUUUGGUUGGACACGUACUGUCGCAAUGAUAGCUGCCGUUAACAUCGUGGUUAGGUGUUUGCUGGUGUUUUUAUUUCUGUUACCAAGUCUGUGCGUAUCAGAAGAUUUCAUCCAGCAUAAUCGAAAUGAUUUAUCUCGAUUAAAAGACAGAAAUUGUACGACUACUGGGUACAGAUGUAGUUUAGACUGCAAAAAACUUGAGUUGUGCAUAAACACAGGCGACGAGCUGAUGUCUGCGGACGUGGAAGUGUGCGGAAGUGGAGAGCUGUGCGAUGAAAAAACCAAAAAAUGUUCGCCGAGUUUGAGCACCUGCCCGGUUCCGUUCAUUUGCACAUCGGACGGCACAUUUCCAGAUCCCUACGACUGUACGCAGUUCCACGUGUGUCUGGCGAACUCUCCUGGCACCACGGUCAGUUGUGAUUUCGGGUUCGCAUUCGACGCCUCGACGGGAGAAUGUAGUCUCAAGACUUCCGAAAAUCCCUCCGUGUGCAAGCACUCCCAGGUCCCUGCGUGCAGCUACGAAGGACAGAGCGGACCUCUGGAGUGGAGCGCAGCGUAUUAUUACAAGUGCGAAGACGGGGUUCCGGUGCUCUACAAGUGCGAAGAAGGAGAGUUCGAUUCCACGACGAUGAAGUGCGUUUCAAUUGCCAGUUCCACUCAGACCACAACAACGUCAGUCGUUCCAUCCAGGUGCGAAAACUCUACCGUGUACCCUGAUCCUGUUGACUGUAGCCAAUAUUAUUUAUGCAAAGAAGGAAUAUCAGCACCACUACACAAAACUUGCUCAAAGGAUACGUAUUACAAUCCUGCUCUUCAGUUGUGUCUUUCAGACGCAUCAGUUUGUAAGACCCCGUCAACUCCAUACCCUACAACAUGUAAAGAGACCGGUCUGUAUCCUGACCUCCUAAAAUGUAAUUAUUACUAUUUGUGUUUAAAAGGUUUAGCACCAAGGCACGAACACUGUGCGACAGAUUUGUAUUUCGAUCCUUCUACUCGCCUAUGUGUUAUUAGUUCAGCAAGUUGUGACAAUUAAACACUUAAUAAUUCUAGCCAUGUCACUGAUACUUGAAUAAUUCCAUGUACCUAUUACUUAAAGUUUGAAUGAAGAAGUAAAAAAUUAUAAUUCAAAUUUACUUGUUAGUCCGUAAAUCAAAAUUUUAAAGGAAAUUGAAGAAAUUGUCUUAACAGAAGUUACCUAGGUUUAUAAUCAAUAUGUAAAUAAAAACUUAUUUUUAAGUUAAUGUAAACAAAUUCGUUAAUACAAAAUUUUUGGAGUAUGUGAGUAAAUUAUGAAAGUUUAGGCUUACUGAAAUUAAUCAUCCUCAUGGAAAUGCAUACCUACUUUAAACAUUUAAAAAUAAACUACGUUUGAUAAUA
This is a messenger RNA of Bacillus rossius redtenbacheri, 1444 nucleotides long. Its product is annotated as peritrophin-48-like. Lineage: Eukaryota; Metazoa; Arthropoda; Insecta; Phasmatodea; Bacillidae. The record is from RefSeq and is a predicted model, not a curated record. Gene Ontology annotation, cellular component: extracellular region. Gene Ontology annotation, molecular function: chitin binding. Bases 93 to 1100 code for a protein of 335 amino acids. The transcript has 2 exons.